AUGGCUACCGAGACUCGUAGCCAAGAUGGGUGCUGGUCUUGCAGGCUCCGGAAGAAGAAGUGUGACGAAAGGCGACCUAUAUGUACGGAAUGCAUGUGCUUGGGACUUGAUUGCCACGGAUUUGGUACAAGACCGACCUGGAUGGACCGUGGUACUCGACAAAAGGCACAAGCAGCAAAGAUGAAGGAGAAGCUUGCACAGCUGACCAAGAACCGACGGCACAAACAGGCGCGAGCCCAAAACGAUUGGGUAGCUAAGCAGCCCCCAAACUCCCACGCGGAACGCUCCACCAUUCGAACCGAAGCUCCCGAUGCUUCGAACAACAUACUCAUGGACCAUGAGCACAGCUCUCCUACACAGACAUUUGGCGACAGGUCCCAGGAUGAGCAUGCAAGGAGUCAGCCUGCAGAAGUUCUUGAGGAGGAUGGCCAAAGCACAAUGGUCGCAGAUACUCUGGCUUCAUCGGAUGAUUCCGAUUCACAAAGGAUAUUCGAUGAUAUGACGUUUUUACCCGGAUAUCCCGUUACUCUUCCUCACUCGGGGGAUGCCGAUUUCCAGACAAGUCUCGAGGACAUAGACUUUCUCUCUGAGCAAAACUUCGACCUACCAGAGCUUGAAUCCAUCCUGACAGCCAACUUACACAUGGAACAAAGUACGGCUGGGCUGGGUGUUGCGGACGACCUUUGCGGCGCCUACCUGUCGCCGCCCGAGAGUCAAAUCAGCACAGCGUACCCAUCGCACGGGACUUCUUCAUUCAUGCUCCCCAUCACCGACAUGGAGGACGCCAUAUUGCUAGCCUACUGCAUAGAGAAGGUUUUCAACUGGCAGUUCCCGUUCUGUUCGACACCUCUGAGUGGUUUUAGCCAAGGGUACUUCUUAUGGCUCAUGUCCAAGUCACGACCCUUGUACCUGGCAUCUCUCGCAUUGAGCAUCUCGCACAUGAGCAAUCAAAGAGCGGUAGAAGGCCCUUACACAAAACUACGGUACGAAGAUCGUGCCGGAAGAUACAACUUGGCAACGGAAGAGUUUCAUCGCAACCUGAGAACGCCCAAAGCUGUCGAUGACAUAUCGAUGUUGGCUUGCACUGUUUUACUCAUCUCCUCCAGUCUUCUUCACAGUGGCAAAGUCGACUGGACCUCCCACCUGAGAACGGGCACGUCGCUAAUUGCCCCUUGGAUUGCCCAGAUACGGCAUGACACAAACUUGGUGUCUUCCAAAUCUCCCGAGGAGUCAUCAAGAGAUUUCUUCAUAGGUUCAAUAAUACGUAUUGAUAUUUUAUCGGCAAUCAACCAAGAUAGUGCUCCAGGACUUUCCAACAACUACAAGGAGUGGUUCGCGUCGACCGGCCAACGAUUAUCUCUCGAAACUGUUUGCGGCUGCAGCAACUGGAUAUUCGAAGUACUUCUCGACGUUUACUCAUUGCGAGACUGGAAGAAGAAAACAAGAGCAGCAGGCCUGCUCAGCUUGUGGGAGUUGACCUCCAAAGCAAACACGAUCCAGGUAGAUCUUGAGAAGAGGAUAGCCAGCAACAUGAUGGUCUUGAGAAAAAGCAAAGAAGACCUCGAACAGCACAAUAUCAGACACCUGCAUUCUAAUGCUCAGCGCCAAUACGAUAUACACGUUAUCAACCAUACCUUUGCCUGCGCCGUAUCUGUUCUUCUGGAGGUCAUUGUGUCCGGUGCGUAUCCGCGACUGCCAGAGGUCAAACAGAAAGCCGGGCGCGCGCUCGGCGCCCUGGCUGAUAUAAAGAACGACGCUCGGCUUCUCGAGCUACUCGCCUGGCCGCUCUUCGUCGUCGGGUGCGUCGUCGAAGAAGAGCGACACGGCUUCUUCCGUCAAAUUCUUUCAAGCCAGCUGAAAAACUCCGUUAGUCUCUGUGGUCUCCUCGAUUUACUCGAAGAAUGCUGGAAAUCAAGAGCGUCGGGAGAGGUUCGAGACGAAAAUUUUGAUUACUCGCAUCUACGGAUUCACAAUUCGAGAAAUGUUCUCAUUGUGUAA
Bipolaris zeicola 26-R-13 is the source of this 1998-nucleotide messenger RNA. RefSeq lists its product as uncharacterized. Gene Ontology annotation, molecular function: DNA-binding transcription factor activity, RNA polymerase II-specific; zinc ion binding; transcription cis-regulatory region binding. The transcript has 2 exons. Gene Ontology annotation, cellular component: nucleus. The record is from RefSeq and is a predicted model, not a curated record. Gene Ontology annotation, biological process: positive regulation of transcription by RNA polymerase II. The coding region runs from base 1 to 1998 and encodes 665 amino acids. NCBI's taxonomy places the organism in Eukaryota, Fungi, Ascomycota, Dothideomycetes, Pleosporales, Pleosporaceae.